UGGUAUUUUUCCCUUUUGAGGCGGUCGUUAAUGUAUUACUGCAGCUCAAAUGAAUCGACUGUAAGAUUAUUGACGGUUUAAAAUCGCAUGAUAUCAACCUGUUAUCCGUGAAACACCAACCGAACGACGUAUGUCGCUAUCAUUACACUAAAGACGUCAAGACUAAUCAAACACACCCACUAAGAACAUUGUUCCACGCUGAAUUGUCCCUUUUGCAAGGACAUUCCGAACUGUUUUUCUUGUAUUUCUGGACCACCCAUUCGCUGAGCAUGUCAGUUGCCCUUCUUGUGCGAUAUGCCACGCUCAGCGGGUCUCGAGUCUGCUGCAGGGCUGCCCUCGGUCUGACUGGCGCUCACCAGAAAGACCCGAGGCGGUCUCUACACUGUCCAUCAUCCGUCCGAUCCAGCAACUCCCGAUUUGAUCCGGACAGCAGCGGCAAGCCCACAACCUGGGACUCGUUUGGGAUCUGGGACAACCGGAUCGAUGCGCCCAUUUUACUUCCGUCGAGCAUCCGCUACGGAAAACUUAUUCCCAAAGUCAGCCUGUCCAAGGUGGGCUGCGCCUCUCUGAUCGGUCAGCGGAAGGAAAAUGAAGACCAAUACCAGCUGUCUCAUAUGACGGACAAUAUCAUGUACUUUGCAGUGUUCGACGGACAUGGAGGGGCAGAAGCUGCCGAAUUUUGUCACAAGCACAUGGAGCAUUAUAUUAAAAAAAUUGCCGAAGAAGAGGAUAACUUGGAGUUUGUUUUAACCAAAGCUUUUCUUGAGGUGGACAAAGCAUUAGCACGGCACCUUCACUUCAUUGCAGAUGCCUCUUUAUUAAGCGCAGGCACCACGGCCACAGUGGCCCUGUUGAGAGACGGCAUCGAGCUGGUGGUGGGCAGCGUGGGGGACAGCCGUGCCAUGCUGUGCCGCAAAGGCAAGGCUCUCAAGCUCACCGUGGACCACACACCUGAAAGAAAGGAUGAGAAGGAGAGGAUACGUAAAAGUGGAGGUUUUAUUACGUGGAACAGUCUGGGUCAACCAAACGUCAACGGAAGGCUGGCCAUGACGCGCAGCAUCGGCGAUUUCGACCUUAAAAGAACAGGUGUCAUCGCUGAACCAGAAACCAAGAGGAUUUUGUUAAAUCAUGUGCACGACGCAUUUCUGGCCCUCACUACCGAUGGUGUCAACUUCAUCAUGAACAGUCAAGAGAUCUGUGAUGUCAUCAAUCAGUGUCACGACCCUAAAGAGGCGGCGCUACGAAUCUCUGAGCAGGCUCUUCAGUAUGGAUCUGAAGACAACAGCACUUCCAUGGUGGUGCCAUUCGGUGCGUGGGGCAAACACAAGAGUUCAGAUGUCAGCUUCUCCUUCAGCCGCAGUUUCGUUUCCAGUGGCCGCUUUGCCUAAACUGGGAAACAACCAACAGACAAAAGUGCAAUAUUUCGUAAAAACAACAUAUUGAGGGACACAUUAAAAAACUAUAAAGGCCACAACUCAAAAGUGUGUGGUUUCAAAAUGUAUAAUAUCUUGAUAGCGUCAGUAUUAUGCUGAAAAACUGUUUUGCGUUGAACACAUAACAAACAUUGUAAUAAUCUUUAAAACGCAGGUGAGGAACAUCACAGAUUUGCAUUCUCAGUUUGUCCUUUCAGAUUCUUGCUUUAAGUUUUCAGUGAUAAGACGUUACGUGGUCACCCCUGUUCGGCUUCUGUUCACAGACACACAACGCUUGAUAACUCUGAUGUGAAUGUCAUGGUACUGUAUAAUUAGUACGGUAAAUAGUUUACCUUGUUUCUCAUUGUAGAAUCCAGGCCCGUUCUCUCUAAUGGAAUCUCAAAACAACUUUGUUUCAUAACAGGAAUUUUAAGCACUUUGAAUCUUUUAAGGUUUCGUUAUUAUCGUAAAGGGUGUCACUGCCUUUGUAAUUAUAUGACACAAGCACAUUUCAGCAGCGGUCCAUUGAUCUUUGUCUGUUGACUAUGCAUUUUCAUUGGUUCAUAAUGAGUCUGUCUAUAAAACCUUUUUGCACAUUCCUUGUGCAUGAACACAUCUAAAUAACCGUCUCUAGUUUGUAGCAUAAAUUUUCAUCUUUAAGAACAAAUUUGAAUCCAGAUCUGCGGUUGCUGUUUCAUUAAUUUGCAAUGCAACUCGAGGACCAUUUCACAAACUAGUAGAUUUUUCUGUGCCUUUUCCAUAACCGUCUGUUUUUAUUUUUUUGCGUGUAGUUGUUAUGAAGGACUGUGGGAUCGUGGGUCAAAUUUUGAAGCGGUGACUUAUAGUUUUGCUAGACAAACAUCAUCAUGUUUUGUACAGUUUCAACUACAAUGCAUAGAGAAAAUUACAGAUGUUUGGUAUUUAUAUAAUGUGAAUAAAGGACAGUUAACUUUGUGUACAAUUGUAUAGAAGCUGUAUUUAAAUAUUUCUUUACUCAUACAGUCUCGGAGACGACGAAGUAUUUCGUUUUAAUUUUGCUAAUGUGAUCGUUGUAAUGGCGUAAAUAUUUAAUACACAAUGUGAUCAUCUCUGAUAUACACUUACUUGUUUAUAUUUCUGGAGCCAUACACAUACACCUCAGCAUCUAAUUUUACUCUUUUUAUCAUUCACACAUAAUCCUGUGUGAAGUGGAAUCUAUGUGUUUUAUUAAUUUCAUCUUAUUUUAACCUUUUAACAUGGUUCAUUUUGCUGCAAUGUUAUACAUGUACUGUUCCAGAGUUAUUUUUUUCUGUUAAUGUGUAUUAUAUACAGUGCUAACGUGCAUGGAUUUUUACAAUAACUUUUUUGAUCUGUGAUAUGUAUUUUCUGUACUGUACAUGGAAAUAACCUUGUAAAGUACGAUAUAUCUGUGAAUAAAGUUUGGUCAGAAACACUGA
Molecule: messenger RNA, 2848 nt
Organism: Triplophysa dalaica
Lineage: Eukaryota; Metazoa; Chordata; Actinopteri; Cypriniformes; Nemacheilidae
Gene: ppm1kb
Product: protein phosphatase, Mg2+/Mn2+ dependent 1Kb
Exons: 7
Coding region: 270-1388 (372 amino acids)
Biological process (GO): protein dephosphorylation
Molecular function (GO): cation binding; protein serine/threonine phosphatase activity
Source: RefSeq, a predicted model, not a curated record